Molecule: messenger RNA, 411 nt
Organism: Acytostelium subglobosum LB1
Lineage: Eukaryota; Evosea; Eumycetozoa; Acytosteliales; Acytosteliaceae
Exons: 2
Cellular component (GO): cytoplasm
Molecular function (GO): protein-disulfide reductase activity
Source: RefSeq, a predicted model, not a curated record
AUGUCAUUACUUAACAGAGGACUCAAUCAAUUGUACAGAGCAUCAAUCAACAACUCGAUGAAAUCAUCGAUGGGCUCACUGCGAUACUUCUACACCGAAAUUCAGCAGUCCAUCCAAUUCAAGCAGGUCCUCGCCGAGAACAAGAUGGUUAUUGUUGAUUUCCAUGCUCCAUGGUGCGGACCAUGCAGAGUGUUGAACCCACUGCUAGAGAGCACAUUCAAGGAUAACAAGAUACCAGAUAUUAAGCUUGCAAAGGUUGAUAUUGAUGAGGUUGGUUCGAUCGCCGAGGAGUUUCAGGUCAGCUCCAUCCCAACACUCAUCGCCUUCAAGGAUGGCAUGGAGGUGCACAGGAUUAUUGGUGCUCCCAACCCAACUGGACUGAACAACUUUAUCGAACAAGCAAGAAGCAAA